Miscanthus lutarioriparius is the source of this 1899-nucleotide messenger RNA. The record is from the annotation of a GenBank genome assembly. NCBI's taxonomy places the organism in Eukaryota, Viridiplantae, Streptophyta, Magnoliopsida, Poales, Poaceae.
AUGUCAGAGGGUAAUGUGGAUAGCAUCGAGAUAUCUGCCAGUAAUGAUGAGAGGAGGAAUAGGGCCGAUGCCGAGAUCUCGGAGGACGAGCCGAGGCACACCAGGAUGCGGUCUCUGAGGAAGAAAGCCCUGCACGCAUCUACAAGGCUGACACACUCUCUGAAGAAGAGGGGGAAGAGAAAAGUGGACUGCAGAGUGCCAAGGAUAGCUAUAGAGGAUGUCAGGGAUGCUGAAGAAGAGCAGGCGGUGAGCUCGUUUCGGGAGGUUUUGUUUGCUAGGGGCUUGUUACCAGUCAAGCAUGAUGAUUAUCAUAUGAUGCUUAGAUUUUUGAAGGCGAGGAAGUUCGAUUUUGAAAAAGCAGCACAGAUGUGGGCGGACAUGCUGCAGUGGAGAAAGGAGUUUGGUACAGACACCAUUUUUGAAGAUUUUGAAUUUCAUGAGCUAGAGGAGGUCCUGCAAUAUUAUCCUCAUGGUUACCAUGGGGUUGACAAGGAAGGAAGGCCUGUCUACAUUGAGUUGCUUGGGAAAGUUGAACCCAACAAUCUUGUACAAAUUACGACUGUUGAGCGCUAUAUUAAGUAUCAUGUACAAGAGUUUGAGAGAGCUUUCCGGGAGAAAUUCCCUGCAUGCUCAAUUUCUGCCAAAAGGCAUAUAGAUACUACAACUACGAUAUUGGAUGUCCACGGUGUGGGCUGGAAGAACUUUAGCAAGAUUGCGAGGGAUUUGGUGCGUUGUAUGCAAAAAAUAGAUGGUGACUAUUAUCCUGAGACACUACAUCAAAUGUUUAUUGUAAAUGCGGGACCAGGUUUCAAGCUGAUAUGGAGCACUGUUAAGGGACUUCUUGACCCCAAAACGUCAUCUAAAAUACAUGUUCUAGGAACAAAAUAUCAAAGCAGACUUCUUGAAGCUAUUGAUGCAAGCCAAUUGCCAGAGUACUUUGGUGGUUCAUGUUCGUGUUCUAACCACGGAGGGUGCCUGAGGUCUAACAAAGGUCCCUGGAGCGAUCCUUCAAUCAUGAAGCUUGUACAUAGCAUGGAGUCGUUGAAGGAAGUUGGGCAAGUAUCUGAUAUAGAAGAAACAGUUACAGGCUCCGUGAGAUUGCGUGCUCUCAAGUUACCAGAACGAAUUAGUGACACAUCAAAUGCUGAAUCAGGUUCAGAUGUUGAUGAUGUUGGAUCCCCUGUGGCUCCUGAAGAUGUUGAAUAUCCUAGUUUGGCCCCAGUUCGAGAGGAAGCGAGGGAAUCUGGAUCUACAACGUACAGUGGUUCGAUUGGCAUGUCUCAUAUGGCGGAUAAAGCUGUAGGAUCCAACAGGAGAUACAACUCUACUGGAAAUGAAAUUAGGCAGUUCAAUACAGAACAAGGUUCCCUGAUAAAUGGGGGUUUACCUGCACCAGGUCGGCGUGCCCCAAAUGAUGGUGUAGGCAAUGAUGAUGGGUUCUUGAAAUAUAUAUCAAGAAGAGUCGUUGCUGUAUUUCUUAAAGUACUAUCAUUUUUGCGGUUCUUCAUUCGUCGGCGACAACACUUGGAAAACGUUCAUUCACGUACUGCAACUGCACCCAGUAAUCUGGCAGAUCUUCAGACAAUUAAGGAAGAUCGUGUAAAUCCUUGCCUGGAGCGUCUUGAUCGACUUGAGUCAAUGUUUAAUCAGCUGAGCAGAAAGCCUCCACAGCUUCCACAGGACAAGGAUCGGGCCAUACAAGAUUCUUUUAACAGGAUAAAGUCCAUUGAGUUUGAUCUGGAGAAGACAAAGAAGGUAUUGCAUGCAACAGUUAUCAAACAAAUGCAGAUGGCAGAAACCUUGGAAGCUGUAACAGAGCCUGAUCUUAGGGUUGGCAUGGAUAGUGCCCUGAUGUCUGAAAGUGACACAUUCAAGCUAUUUCUGCCUCAGAUAUACUGA